GUAACUGGACAACACACAGAGCAGAUUGAGGGAUUUCAUUUAAAGCCAAACCUAAUAUAAUAUGCAUUACGGCCAAAAAUAAUACGUAUACACAAAGAGACAGAAAAGAAAGAGCAACAGCGACAGCAUCGCAGACAGAGGCUGGAGCCUGUGUAUAGACACUUUGUCUAUCUGCCCAUCUGUGGUUCUGUGGAGAAGCCCUGACCUCUUUCCUUCAGGGUAUACGGUCUACAACAGACCUUCACCCCGUCCUCUGCCACGUGAUCUAAGUGGACAGAUGAUAGUGCCACCUCCUAAAACUGUUGCCACAAAGACAGCGAGGAGGAAGUAGACUGGUGCCAAACCGUGCCUCAUAAGUGUCUGAGGCUGGGUAGUGAGAGGUCAGCUGUUUGAGAUAUGCCCUCACCCCCCAAUGAUGGAGACGAUCAAGGAACGUCCCCCAUGAACAUGCCACCAACACUGUCUAAUCAGAAUGGAGUAAAAAGGAAGGUCCACACCAAGAAGAAGAAGAAGGGUUUCAUCACAGCCAAUGUUGCUGGAACAAAAUAUGAGAUUGUUCGUAUUGUCAUUGAGGAGAUGAUCUUUCAUAAAGCCAGAGAUGAUGAUGAGAUGGCCAAUCUCAUCUGGAACGACUCUUCCGUGCAACAUGAGAAAAUCGCUGAGCUCAGGAACUAUCAGAGGAUAAACCAUUUCCCAGGAAUGGGUGAGAUCUGUCGGAAAGACUGCUUGGCACGGAACAUGGCCAAAAUGAUUAAAAGUCAGCCUCAGGAAUAUAGCUUCAUCCCCAAAACCUGGAUCUUCCCAGCCGAAUGCACGCAGUUCCAGAAUUAUGUAAAGGAGUUGAAACGAAAACGUAAGCAGAAAACGUUCAUCGUUAAGCCUGCGAAUGGAGCCAUGGGCCAUGGGAUAUCUCUGAUUCGCAAUUAUGAAAAGCUCCCGGUGCAGGAUCACUUCAUUGUGCAGGAAUACUUAGACAAGCCCUUCCUCAUGGAGGGCUACAAGUUUGACUUGAGAUUCUACAUUCUUGUUACUUCCUGUGAUCCACUACGUGUCUUCCUCUACAACGACGGCCUGGUGCGAAUGGGUACAGAGAAAUACCACACGCCAAACGAGUCCAACUUGAUCAAUCGUGCCCCGAGUUUUGGGACAGAUCAAAAGAUUGAUUACGAUGUGAAGAAGGGGGUUUUGAUCAACACCCUGAAACUGCUCAACAUCAGAGCGAGCGAUAAACGACGGAAUUUGGCCCAGCAGAAGGCAGAAGCCCAGCGACGGCUGUAUGGACAGGGAUCAAUGCGCAAACUGACGGCUGGAUCAUCGGAAUGGGAGAGACAACGCCACCUACUGGAGCGCAGGAGAGAAGAGCUGAAAGAAAGACUGGCCCAAGUCCGCAAGCAGGUCUCCAGGGACGAGCACGAAAAGCGGCACCUGGGGAACUAUAGACGUAUUUACCCCCCAGAUGACAAGCUGCUCUUGGAGAAAUAUGAGAGUCUCCUUUCAGCUGCCUUUCAGACAUUCCUCGCUGGGCGAGCAGCUUCACUUCAAAAGGAAAUGAAUAAUCCACUGAAACGAAUGAAGGCAUACGUCCAGGCUGUUCUGUCCCAUCAAAUUCAUCCCAAGAGGAGAGUGCAAGCUGAGUUUCAGGAAGACUUGAAUAAACUCCAGGGUAUCGUAAAGGAAUCUGCAGGAAGCUCAAGCAGCAGUCAGUGUGAAUGUGCCACUGUUGUGGAAGAGCAAGAUAUCCUAGACCUCCUGGAGCAGUGUGAACUGGAUGAUGAGAAACUGAUGGGAAAAACCACCAAACAAAAAGGACCUAAGGUCCUGUCAUCCAUGCCUGAGAGCAGCCCGAUGCCCCGAGGGCACAGGGAGCCUGAAGACUCUUCGGCCAGCUGCAGCGACAGCAGCUCUGCUUCCGACGCUGAUGGAGAAGAUGAGAGCAGCAGCAUCACGCAAGAGAAAUUCAAUCGCCCAGAACGCUCCAGUCGUGUUCAUUGGAAACCUGCCCCUAAACCAAUGCGAGGUCCUUCCUCCUCGCCCAAUCUUUCCGGGCUCAUCCGCCGCUCCAUGUCCUGUCCGCGCUCCAUAUCCUCUCUGACUGCGCAGUCACCUACCAAUGAGACCAGACGGCCAAAAACAGCCACUCACAUGGCUAAUGCAUCGACUGCGGCCGCUCAAACAGCAGCCACCAUAACGCAGAUGACCCCGAUUCGAUCCCACAUGGCAUGUCGCUCCCAUUCGCUCAGUCGCAACAGUUCUACAAACAGAGUUCCACACAGCAGCAGUCUAGGUGCCAUUCACCCCAAUACGGGGGAGACCCUGCUGAGUAAAGAGCAGGAGGCCGAGCUGAUGCAGCAGACACUGGCUGCGCUCGGGGAGAUGAGGAUUCGUUACCCGGGGAAGAGCGAGGAGGAGGCCGAGGCUGUGUUGGAUGAGAUUCUGAACAACUGGAAAUACCAUAAACCAAAAGUGGCGUCUUACUGGCUGGUGAAGUUAGAUGCCACCAAACAAAGAAAGGUUUUGGAUAUUGUCCAUACCAACAUCCGCUCAGUGCUUCAGAGGAUUUGGAGUGAACCAGAUGUGGAGAGUCUACGACUUUAUCGCCUUUUCAACCGCGUGUUUAACCGUCUGCUCUGGAGUCAUGGUCAGGGGCUCUGGAACUGCCUUUCCAGCUCUGGGUCAUCAUGGGAGAGUGUUUUCAGUAAGAGCAGUGAGGUGGUGACCGCGCAGGAGCUGAGGUGCUGCCAGCGUGUCGUACAGUUGUGCAGAGACUGUCUGCUUGUAGUCUACAAGUUUGUGGCUGACUCCCGUGGUUCUCUCAGUGGACUUAGCCCAGACUGGGACGACACAAGGUAUCUGCUGCCAGUCACCUCCCAGUUCAUCAUCAAGUGGCCGUCAUCUAGCUUCGGCCGCUCGGCGUCCUCCAGUCGCCCCCGCAGCGUCUUUACCGCACGGAUGGGUCACUUCUGAUGGCCACUGGACUCCGACACCUGCUGGGGGAGACCAUAUCCAGACUUAAGAUAUCCAGACCUAAGGGCAUAACGUCUGGGACCUCCGCAAACUCCAGCAGCAUAUUUAAGGGGAUCUGCACGCCUGCAUUGUUAAUGCAUCAGAUGCAUAUGAUCGAGCAGUUUCUGCCUCCUGUCCGCUGCUGGAAUCAGAAAAGGUCAUGUUCACUUUUUUUUUGCUUUGACCAUGGUGUUAUUUCUAUCACACAGUUUUUCCCUAAAUCAUUUUAUUGAUUAAUAUAUAACAUGAUGUCACUUUCUUAAUAUUCACUUUAUAUUUUAGCUAAUUUA
This is a messenger RNA of Sinocyclocheilus grahami, 3293 nucleotides long. Its product is annotated as tubulin polyglutamylase TTLL7-like. The record is from RefSeq and is a predicted model, not a curated record. The transcript is spliced from 20 exons. Gene Ontology annotation, biological process: protein polyglutamylation; microtubule cytoskeleton organization. Gene Ontology annotation, cellular component: ciliary basal body. Gene Ontology annotation, molecular function: tubulin-glutamic acid ligase activity; tubulin binding. The coding region runs from base 397 to 2964 and encodes 855 amino acids. NCBI's taxonomy places the organism in Eukaryota, Metazoa, Chordata, Actinopteri, Cypriniformes, Cyprinidae.